CUUCUUUAAAAUGAAAUCGCCACUGUGUCUUUUACAAGACAAAAAAGAGCUUUGGAAAAAGAUUUUUAAAUGUGUGGUUGCAUAUGAAAUUGCUACUAUUUUAAUAUUAAUCCCAGCUGUCAACCGAGCAGCAGGUAAUCCACCUUACCUUGUGCCGCUGGGCACAUUGUUCUUUCAUGCGAGUGGAACAGCAGGAAACCAAAUUAUAAUGAUGGUGUUGAAUGUUGUGAUGAUGGUGCCUCCUGCUAUCUUCACUGGUAUCAUUUCGUACCUAUGUACACUUUAUAAUAGAGCACUUAUCACACAUCCAUCUCUGUACAGUAAUGGUGCUGGUGUGAUUGGUGCUAUCAGUUUUGCUUUGUGCGUUUUUCUAACAGCCUAUUACAGACUGAAAUAUCCAAGACUCUUUAUUCCUGCCCUUCAAGGCUUUACGUUACCCUUUUUUGUGUUGACAAGAGAUAUUUAUAGCACAGAAUACAAUGUAUUGAAUGUUGUCAAUACUGUUUAUCCAGUAUUGAUUGGUGGAGCGAUUGCAUUGCUUUGUAAUUUAUUGAUCUGGCCUGAAACAGCAGCAAAGGCAGCAGAACGCUCGCUUGGCAAUUCUAUAGAAUCAAUUAAGCAAGUGCUUUCUUUUGUGCAUCAAGACUUAUUAAAGAACGAUGAAUCAAACGUGAUCACUGGUGAUAUUUCAGCAAGCACAAAGCUUCAAAACCUAAACAACAAGUUACAAAAAGAUAUUGCUAGUAUGAAAGAAGCAAAGAAAGAUGCUAAAUACGAAAUUGUUGUAUCUUAUUAUGCGCCCGAACAUUACAAGCCUUUAGCAGCAUCGAUUGUGCAACUUUCUCACAACUUGCUUGGGUUUUCCUUAUCGAUCAAGCGCGAAGUACGUAUCAUGUUGGAAAAGAAAGUGAAGGCACACUUGCAGAAUUUAAGCAAACCGUCUAUGAGUAAAGAGGACGAGCACGAAAUGUACGAUGUAGCAUUCUCAACAGCAGUUUCUUCAGCCAGCAAGACACAACGUAUACCACAAACUGUAUUGCCUACAACAGCGGCUUUAUAUCAUGACCAUAUGCUUCAUGCAAGCGUUUUAUCAGGAGACACAUUGUUGCAUGGAAGAGAAUACAAAGAUAUUGAUCGACUUCAGUCAUGCAUUCAGCCUUCUGUAAAGCGAUUUAUAUCCGUAUGUAUUGACGCCCUCCAUCAGAUCGAACAAGAACUUGUUCAAAACAAGGCUAUUACAGUCCAGAAAGAAAAAGCUCAAAAGACAACAAAUCACACAAGACCAGUUGAUUUAUCAAGCGCCUUACAAGAAUUUAAACAGACUGAAAUCUUGUUGAAACAAGAGUAUGACCGCACUGAUAUAUCACCUACAGAAGACCAUUUCUUGGUCUAUACUGUCAUUUAUACACUUGUGGAAUUUGGCAAGGAAUUGAUUGUACUGCAAGACCGAACAAAAGAACUGAUUUCACAUAGUAAUCAAGGCAAAUGGUGGAUCAAUCGAAUUCAUUUUUCUCGUGUUCAUUGGGAAAGAUGGCUUAGUAGAGAAUCUAAUCAAAAGGGCGGUCAAACCUUGUCAGAAAGAGCCAUUCUUGAUAGUCGAGAAAUGGAACUAAGAGAAACACAUCGUGCAAACACAACUGGUCAUUCUCAACAUGAUUCUACUGAUGGUCUCUCUCACUUUAUGGAUGGCGAAAAAACCCAAGAAGAAGGGGAGGAAGAGGAACAAAUUAAUUUGACUCUGACAAGAAAAGCAAGCCAAAUUGCAUCACAUAUCCAAGACACAAGUGAUGAUCAACAGUUUAUAGAGCCUGAAGUUAAGCCUUUACAACAUGCCCAGGGAAAACAUAUUUGGAAAAAGAAACUGUAUCAGUUUAACAAAUGGCUUCAGUACAGUCCCACACGUUAUGCUUUUAAGUUCAUGGUUACUACCUCGCUUCUUUCAUUGAUGGCAUUUUUACCUAUUCCCGGCGUUAACGUUUUAUACAAUCAAAACCACGGUCAAUGGGCACUGUUAUCAGCCAUGGUCGUCAUCAAUUAUACAGUAGGAUCUACUGUAUGGCAAUGCUUUUAUCGUGUGAUAGCUACCAUUAUAGGUGGCGUAUCCGGCUAUAUUUGUUUGUUGGCAGCUCAUCGAAAUCAAAACCCUUAUGUAUUGGCUGUUAUGGUCCUUAUUUUGCAAAUCCCCAUGUGGUACUUGUUCUUAGGAUCGCCUUAUCCUCGUAUUGGAUUUAUUUCUAUCCUGACACUUGCUGUCAUUACCUCCACUGGUUAUACGAAUGCCAUGAAUGAAUCCAUCUUUGAUCCUGUUUGGAAGCGUACAAUCACUGCUAUCUUUGCCAUUAUUGUCGUGAUGCUUGUGAAUCAACUUGUUUGGCCAGUAUGGGCUAGGAAGCAACUUCGUACUAGUCUGGCUGACUUACUGAUUGCCACUGGUAUUCAGUACUCCCGUGUCGCUUCUCUUGUAUGUCAAUCGAAUGUCAAAUCCUAUCGUUAUCUUUCCACACUUGAAGAAUGUGAAGCAAACCAAAAGACGUUAGCAAGGCAGAUACAUGUAGUGCAAGAAAUGCUGGUUCUUUCUGGCGAUGAACCUCGCUUGACAAAAGGUUCCUUUCCUAUUAAAGAAUAUGGUUUAAUUUUGGAGCAUGAGCGCAACAUUCUUUAUUGGAUUGAACAUAUUCUAAAGGCUCAAUCUUUUAUCACAGAAAGUGUACGUAAAGCCAUUAUGAAUCCUGUAAAUGCUUAUCGAAAAGAAAUGGCGUCUGCUAUUCACCUGUAUUUGUUUACACUUGCUUGUGCCUUAAGAACAAAAACAUCAUUGCCUUGUUCGUUACCUUCGGCUGAAAUGGCUCGACGCAUGUUACAGCAAAAGCAAACAUCAGGAUGGAAGCAGACAUAUGAAGAAUUAUGCAAGCAAACUCCUGCAUCUGUUGCAGAACAACAAAGUGCCGAAAAUCAAGUAUUUUGGCAUACUUACGCUGCUGGGUCUACAGAGGUCGUAGUAGAGCAUGAAGCCAUGGGUGAAGUUGUAACACGUCUUAUGGGUCAACAUGUAUUUAAAGCAGCAACAAGAGAUUGGAUAGAAUAAACUUACUUUGUGUAAUGCACUUUUAUUUAUUUAUUUUCUAACUAUUUACAUUGUCACUCUCUCUUUCUUUGUGUCUAUUUUUUUUUUUUUUUUUUUUUUU
Gilbertella persicaria is the source of this 3185-nucleotide messenger RNA. RefSeq names its product aluminum activated malate transporter-domain-containing protein. The coding region runs from base 209 to 3085 and encodes 958 amino acids. The record is from RefSeq and is a predicted model, not a curated record. Lineage: Eukaryota; Fungi; Mucoromycota; Mucoromycetes; Mucorales; Choanephoraceae. Gene Ontology annotation, biological process: malate transport. The transcript is spliced from 2 exons.